AUGGAUCAGAAUACUCUUAUCAAGACUGCUCAGCAGAUCCUCGAUACUACAACCAAGUUAUCGAAGAGUCUCACCGAUAGUGAUAUUGCUAUCCCCAAUGAUCUCAAUGUAGGCACCACAUCGGGUCUGUGGACGACCCACAAUGCCGAAAUCGAGGCCCUGCGAUCCAAGAUCACAGGCCUUAGCCAGAACCUGGGAAUGCUCUUGGAGGGUCCCCAUGGAUUCCUUCAUGAGUAUGUCUCGGUCAACUGGGAACAUGGCGCACUGUACACCCUCCUAGACCACAAUGUUCUCGAGCAAAUCCCUCUGAAUGGAUCGAAGAUCCCAAUUGCUGAGCUUGCGACACGCACCGGACUGCCGGCUGACAAGCUGCUCCGUAUUUGCCGACUUGUCGCCACGGUCGGAAUUAUUCGCGAGGAAACUGAGGGAGAGUUUUCGCAUACUGCGAUUUCGGAAACUCUGGUCAAGGAUCAAGGAUAUAAGAGCUUCAUUGGAUUUCAAACCUUCGAGACGCGAGUUGCGAGUGCGCACUUGGCAGACUCAUUGCGGAAGCCAAACCCCUACUGGAAUGAAGGUCAGGCUGCAUUUGAACUUGCAUGGGGCAUGCCAAUGUAUGAUUGGCACCGGGAGCAUCCUGAAAAGGGUAAACGUUUUGCGCAGGCGAUGCAAAGUGUAUCAAAGAAUCUCGAUGCUGGAAACGAUAUGAUCAUACAGUGGGUCAAGGGAUCGAAAGGUCUUCAAAACGGGAAGUCUCUUCACAUCGUUGAGAUCCAGGGCAAGACUGGAGCUUUUUCAGCGGAGCUUGCAACCUUGUACCCGAAUGCUGAGUUCGAAGUUCAAGACACUUCAGCUGAACUGAUCAGUCGCGGGAAGCAAACUCUUGACUCUGAGCUUGCAUCGCGGGUCAAGUUCUCGCAGAGGGAUUUGUUUGCCAUCAGAAAGUGCGAUGAAGUCGGCGACUACACCGACAAUACUGUCGUUUUCCUUCUGCGUGGAGUAUUGUGGAGCCAUGGCGACGAGGAGGUCAUUGCUUUACUGCGAAGCUUUUUGCCUGCAAUGGAGCACCAGGGUAUCAAGCCGAUCGUCCUUAUCAGUGACCUGGUUUCUCCCAUAUGGUCCACAUUUGAAAGUCAUGUCGAGAGAGCAUUCCGCAGAAGAGAUGUGACUUUGACCACGAUGCACAACGUGAAGCAGCGCACAUCCACCGAGUGGUCCCAGCUUCUUCAGUCUGCGGAUCCCAACUUCAAGAUCCAAUACCAGGAACGCCAUACAUCGCACAGCUGCCGUGGUCUGUGGGAGGUGCAGCUGGAGAUUUAA
Molecule: messenger RNA, 1317 nt
Organism: Penicillium malachiteum
Lineage: Eukaryota; Fungi; Ascomycota; Eurotiomycetes; Eurotiales; Aspergillaceae
Product: O-methyltransferase
Exons: 4
Coding region: 1-1317 (438 amino acids)
Molecular function (GO): O-methyltransferase activity
Source: RefSeq, a predicted model, not a curated record